AUGCCGUCAUCGUCGUCGUCGCUGACGGCGCCGCCAAAGCUGCCGGAGAUGUGGCCACAGUCACAGGAGCAGCUGCUGCCGCUGCUGGACAUCCCCGACGGCGUCACAGCGUGGGACGCCGCCGCUCUCGAGGAGGAGCGACGUGAGCGCAACGCCGAUGGACACGCCGAGCGUCUGAUGCGGACCAUCAACGUACUUGGGAUGCGCAGCAAGCAGGCACAGGGACUGAACGCCGUCCUUACAUCGGUCGCACGACUGCGAGAGAACAGGGGGGCACGCCUCUAUCUUGCCUGCCACGAGGGUCGUGGCGUUGGCAUCCUCAAGGUGGGUGUGAAGAAGCUCUUCGUGACGCACCCCAAGUACAAGGCGCUAGUGGAGCUUGACCCGCUGUGUGUUCUCGACUUCUUUGUUGACACAAGUUGCCAGCGACGGGGGUUUGGAAAAUCGCUUUUUGAUUUCAUGGUAGCAAAUGAGCAUCUCACGCCGGGGGAGAUCGCGAUUGACCGCCCGAGCACCAAAUUCCUCGCAUUCCUCCAGAAACACUACGGCUUGGUGGAGUACACACCACAGUCGAAUAAUUUUGUGGUGUUUCACAGGUACUUCGAAGGCAAGCAUCCGCAGCGUGGGAGAGACGGCAGAGGUGGCGGUGCGUGGCCCUCCGCCUCUUCCGUGGGGCAGCAGAACAGCCGAAGGUCCUACCCCGGCUACAACGGCGUGAAGGGCAGCAGUGAUUGUUGGCCUGAACCCAAUAUUUCUCGCGUCCAGCCGUUGCCCUUGCAGCAUGCACAGCAAGGGCCACCGUCUUUGCAGCAGACACCACAACGCAAAACGGCGUAUGAGUUGCAGUACGAGGAGUAUAUGCGACAACAGACAAAUCCAACGCCGGGAAGGAACGUGCCAGUACUGCCCGGCCACAAACCAAUGCCCUCCGCGGAGCUCUAUGCGGCGGAGCAUGGCGCGAAACGCCGUUUGUCGCCCACACGCAGCGGGGUGCCGUACAACAUCAUUAGCGGAGCCCCGGGGAAAUGA
Messenger RNA from Trypanosoma grayi, 1029 nucleotides. RefSeq lists its product as hypothetical. Gene Ontology annotation, biological process: alpha-tubulin acetylation. NCBI's taxonomy places the organism in Eukaryota, Euglenozoa, Kinetoplastea, Trypanosomatida, Trypanosomatidae. The record is from RefSeq and is a predicted model, not a curated record. Gene Ontology annotation, cellular component: microtubule. Gene Ontology annotation, molecular function: tubulin N-acetyltransferase activity. The transcript has a single exon. The coding region runs from base 1 to 1029 and encodes 342 amino acids.